AACCAAACGAGUCUCCUCCCCCUCCCUCUUCCUUCACUCUUCUGCUUACAUACACAAACUCUCACUUUCGAAAUUCUGCUAUCCCAUUUUUCCUCUUCAUUUUUCAAUCCAUUUUCCUUUUAGAUCAAGAUGGCAUACGAGGAUCGAUUCGGGCAGGUGCAGAGGUCUAAAUAUGACUGCCUCCUAUUUGAUCUUGAUGACACCCUCUACCCUCUUAGCUCCGGCCUAGCAACUUCAGUUCUCAAAAACAUUCAAGCAUUCAUGGUCGAAAACUUGGGCAUUGAAGAGCGCAAAAUCCCUUCACUAUGUGACCUUUUGUACAAAAACUAUGGCACAACAAUGGCUGGUCUUAGGGCAAUUGGCUAUGAUUUCGACUAUGAUGAGUAUCACAGCAUUGUUCAUGGGAGGUUGCCUUAUGAGAAUCUGAAGCCGGAUCCUGUGUUGAGGAGCCUCUUGCUGAGCGUGCCUAUCCCCAAGAUCAUCUUCACCAAUGGUGAUCACAUCCACGCCGUCAAGGUGCUGAGGAGACUAGGCCUUGAGGACUGUUUUGAGAGCAUAAUCUGCUUCGAGACUCUCAAUCCUGUCCACAAGAGCGUUGCAUCGGAUGAUGAGGAUGAUAUCGCCUUUUUGGGCUCAAAACCGGCUCCCAAAAGGACUCAGAUAUUUGACAUUAUUGCACAUUUCAAUAAGCCUAAUGCAGAGCAAUCUGGAUUGCCUAAGACUCCUAUAGUUUGCAAGCCCUCGGAAUCUGCCAUAGAAAUUGCUCUCGAGAUUGCCAAGAUCGAUCCUCGUAGAACACUCUUUUUCGAGGACAGUGUCCGUAACAUUCAAUCUGGGAAACGCGUUGGACUAGACACCGUGCUGAUUGGGAAAUCACAGAGAGUGAAGGGUGCAGAUUAUGCACUAGAAAGCAUUCAUAAUCUCCGAGAGGCGAUACCGGAGCUGUGGGAAGCGGAGAAGCCAGCUGAGGCUAACUACUCAGGGGUGGCUGUGGAGACUUCUGUCAUAGCUUAACUUAAUAUUUAACCUAACUAUUUCAUUUCAUUGCAAAUUUCUAAGUUCCAUGUUACUACUUGUCCAUUAAUGAUGUAAAUUCUAUGUUGGAAAUGGUAUCAUCUAAUAAGAUGUUGGUUCAUUUUCUUGCAAUAAUAAUGUGUUGGCCUUUUGCUUUA
Messenger RNA from Salvia hispanica, 1172 nucleotides. RefSeq names its product suppressor of disruption of TFIIS-like. The record is from RefSeq and is a predicted model, not a curated record. NCBI's taxonomy places the organism in Eukaryota, Viridiplantae, Streptophyta, Magnoliopsida, Lamiales, Lamiaceae.